Messenger RNA from Fulvia fulva, 837 nucleotides. RefSeq lists its product as uncharacterized. The record is from RefSeq and is a predicted model, not a curated record. NCBI's taxonomy places the organism in Eukaryota, Fungi, Ascomycota, Dothideomycetes, Mycosphaerellales, Mycosphaerellaceae. Bases 1 to 837 code for a protein of 278 amino acids. The transcript has 3 exons.
AUGAACUUCCUCAAUCUAGUUUCUGGCAACACCUCCCCUGCCAAGACCAUCUUCAGUGGCGUCGAGACCAACAUGACCUCAGUCAUGGACGACGAUGCCCAGAGCGUCAACAGCAGCAUCCAAGUGCCAGCCGCCCCGCCACCGACCGGACCCAACACCGUUGUUGGAGAGCAGCUGCCAACCGCCGACGAGAUCAACCGCCACAUCAUUCCAGUCUUGAAGGUGCUCGCUGACGUAAGGACUCUUCAGCUGGCCGAGCCUGCCGCGAGUCCAGAGCUCCGGAAGCAGAUUUACGAGCAUGCUUUGGUAUCGCCAGAACCAGUGGAUCUUCUUGCCAGUGGCGAACCUCCGUUGUUACGCACGUCUCGCCAGAUGAGAGAAGAGAGUGGACUGUUGUUUUAUAGCAGCAACGACUUCCGGCUUGUCGUGUCCCAGAACCAAGCAGAGAAUGUCACCGAAAGCCUUAGGCGAUGCCUUGCCUCAUCACACAACCUCAAGAAGCUGGAAUCCAUGGGUCAUCUGGAGGUUGAAUACCAUCUUUCGAGCAGCGAGAACAUUCCAGCAGGCAAGGACGAUACCGAAGGUGAAUGUAUAGAGCUCGCCGUCGUCCUUGCAGGUUGUGGUUCGAGGGAGAAUCAGGUCAGCUGGCGUGCCGUGUCGACAAACUUCUCGGAUCCGGCUUUCGGGAACAACUACCUCGAAUGGCUUGCUCAGUCUGCGAGGCUGCAUGUGUAUAGCAGCAUGCUCGUCAGAGACUGGGAGGAAGCGCACCACCAGAGGCAUAGCGAGGCUUCUUCGGAGACGAACGCGGACAUUACGGAGAGGCUCAGGACCUGA